This is a messenger RNA of Cucurbitaria berberidis CBS 394.84, 1235 nucleotides long. RefSeq lists its product as uncharacterized. Bases 321 to 1235 code for a protein of 304 amino acids. The transcript has a single exon. The record is from RefSeq and is a predicted model, not a curated record. NCBI's taxonomy places the organism in Eukaryota, Fungi, Ascomycota, Dothideomycetes, Pleosporales, Cucurbitariaceae.
CCGGAUGCACAGUACCCUUGCAUGCAAAAUUGUAUAAUUCCAGAUGUAGUACUAAAGUGCUCACUCAAUAUUCUUACGCCAUGGAAUAGGAGCGCAAAUCUAAUGCACGGUGGCCAGGGAAACUCACUGGUCGUAUCGUAUAAGACUGCAACAUAGCCCCCCAAACUCUCCAUCACCUCUACAUCUCCCGUCCACAGCUAAAGAAUACGUCUACUACUACAACCACCACCACCACACACACUCGAAACACAAAACACUACAAAACACCACCAAAACCACAAACCAAACCAAGCAUAUUAAACGUACUUUCUACGCUCAGCAUGUCUCUCCUCACUGACUUUGAGCUCGACUCCCUCUUCUUUGAUAUAGAGGAACAUGUCACCUCCUCAUCGCCAUCAAAGCCACCCACUACAUUUCAUCAGUUUACGGAGCUUCCACCGGAACUCCGUAACGAAGUCUACAAACAAUACUUCAUAGAAUACUCUUCCACCGAGCCAGCCAUCAAAAUCAAUGCCCAAGGCGCUUUGGUUAUCCCUCCUAUCAGUGGGUCAUCACAUCAAUUCCGCACCGAAACACGAGGCUAUUUCACCUCAUACCUACACAACGGCAUCGCGAACAGCACAUUGCAAUUCAAAGCACAAGUUCGCAAUUAUGACUACAAACCUCUUCAAGCCCGCCUCUGUGCGUUGAGCGCCGAGUUGUCGGUACCAAAGCAACAUCUCGCAAACCGCACCAAGGUUUCCUUCAUUGGAACCUUCAAUUUCAACAACAUCGUGUGCUGGGUCGAUGGAUAUCUGGCUGAUUCCAUCGAGACGCCGAUAUUUGGCCGGGUGGAGCCGGAUUUGGUGACUCUACCUGGCCUGGGUGCGGUGGAAAUGUUCUCAGGUUCUAUCUCAUUGGUGGAAGCAAUUCGACGCUAUCGCUUGGAGGAAAUUGAGUCACAAAAUUCUCUCUUCUGGCGCAGAGAGGCGCUUACGUUCCUUGAACAUGCUAGCCUGAUAGGCUAUUCGACUGGGAUGCGCGAAUGGUGCGGCCUAGGGGAGGAAUUCAAUAUGAACAAUACCAACGAGGAAAUAUCGACAAGGGUUUUCGAGACUAUGGCGCAUUGGCAUCAUUUGUUGGGGGUGGGGGCGAAGAUGAAGCCGGGGAAGCAGAGGAGCCGGAUGAACACCCAUGGGGUUGAUAUGGCGAACGUUAUGUACGCCUUUUGGUGCGGGGUGAUGGGAUACCGUUGA